UUGAGUCAGACAGUUGUUGUGUGUGUUGCAUCUGACAUGCAUGUGACUAACCUCAGAGAUCAUUUAAACAGGAAAAGACAAUUCCCUUGUUCAUUAUUUCUUUUUGGACUAUAUAGACAAUUGACAUGGAUUCGUUCAGCAUAACACAGCUGUAAUACAGAGACUGGAUCUCAUUUCCUUCCUUUUCCUGUAACAGUUACUGCUAAGCCGAAUAUGUCGACAUGGAAAGAGAAACUAAGGAGAACUGUUACUGUGGAGCCGGUAAUUUUCCUCUACAUGACCGGCACUUUCAUCGUGACACCUGCAUAUCAACAAAUGAUUAUCACAAAGGUUUGUCAUGAAUUGCUCAAAAAUGACACAAUCUGCAAUAAUCCUGAGCCCCACAAAGAUAACGAAGAGGUUCAGAGAAAAGCAUCUUACAUCCUCCUUUUCUUCAAUGUCACCCUCAGUCUGGUCUCCAUCCCCCCUGCGAUACUGCUCGGAUCAUGGUCGGACCGCGCCGGACGCCGCAUGGUCAUGGCGUUCCCAUCUUUGCUAUCCCUGCUGAGUGGGGGUUUGUUACUGGCUAUAGACCUGUUGGACAUCAAUGUUUACUGGACCAUGAUGGCUGCCGCUCUAGCAGGCCUCACCGGUGGCCAUGUUUCUGUCUUCCUCAGCUGUUUCAGCUACCUCGCCGACUUGACCAUGGGUUCCAAUUCCAGCCGCACAUUACGUAUGGCGGUGGCUGAGUCGAUGAUCUUCGUAGGAGGGAUGGUGGGCUUCCUACUAGGUGGAUUUUUGGAGCAGGAAUAUGGGCUUCAGGCAGCGUUCGGGGCUUACAUUGGAUGUCAUGUUCUGGCACUUAGUUAUAUUGUGCUAUGGCUGAAAGACCCUGUGAUGACCAAAAACACAUUUACGGUCACCUAUAAAGAGGAUGCGGUUGAGGAAGAUGCCCAAGUAGACCAGUCUCGGCUGUUUAUCUUAAAGUACGCCAAGCUUUCUUUCAAAGCAGUUUUUAAGAGGAGACCAGGGCAGGAUAGACUGAAAUUGCACUUUCUCAUUCUCUGCACCUUCAUAAAUAACCUGGUAGCUGUUGGGGAUCAGUCGAUCUUGCUGCUGUAUUUGAAGUAUGAGCCCAGAGAGUUUACAACUGCCCUGUUUGGAGUAUUUAACGCUGCAAGGAUGCUUUUGUUGGGCUUUGGUCUGCUGGGUCUAUUUCCUCUGCUAAUGAGGUGUAUGAAGGAGAUGACUCUAGCAAAACUCAGCGCUGUGUUCAGAGCGGCUUCUUAUGUCCUACUCGCAUUUUCCAACAAUACAGAGAUGGUCUUCCUUGUGGCUGUAGUUGGCGCUCCAGCCGGGAUCAGUCAAGCAGUGAUUCGUUCGGUGUCUUCUGCUGUCGUGGGACCAGAUGAACAAGGUGCCAUGUUCUCCUUCUCUGCCUCAGUGGAAGCGACUUGCAUCCUUAUUGCUUCCACCAUCUUUAACGGCCUCUACCCCCUGACCCUGCCUACAUUCCCUGGCAUGCCCUAUAUCAUCAUGGCUGGCUUUAUGCUCAUCGUACUGAUUCUUUUACAGUGGAUUAGCGAGAUGCCCACUACUCUGCCCCGCCUCUUGCUGUAGGACGUCGUUUUUUUGUUGGGUAAUUUUUCAAGUACUGUACAAAGUGGAUCCAUAAUUCAAGUUUUCCGUAAAUGCAACGCAAAUGCCCUUGUCUGCAAGAGCUGCUGUUUGUAAAACAUUUGUUUUCAUAAGAAACACAAUGGCUGUGCGGCAUUUGGAAUAAAAUUUAGUACAUCUGUUAAAUUUCUGAUUAUAUACUAUUCGAAUACACUUAUAUCCUUAGCUGUAUAUGCUACUGUACUUAAUUACUCAACAGAUAAGGUUAUAAUCUGAAUGUACAUUUAAUGCCAUGGUCACAAUUAAAUGUACAAGUUGCACAAAUUAUUUUGUAAUAUAUGUAAGCACUAUACUGUAUAAUAAAUAUCAAACCA
Messenger RNA from Paramisgurnus dabryanus, 1970 nucleotides. RefSeq names its product proton-coupled folate transporter. The record is from RefSeq and is a predicted model, not a curated record. NCBI's taxonomy places the organism in Eukaryota, Metazoa, Chordata, Actinopteri, Cypriniformes, Cobitidae. Gene Ontology annotation, molecular function: transmembrane transporter activity. Gene Ontology annotation, cellular component: membrane. Gene Ontology annotation, biological process: transmembrane transport.